This is a messenger RNA of Closterium sp. Naga37s-1, 951 nucleotides long. The record is from the annotation of a GenBank genome assembly. Lineage: Eukaryota; Viridiplantae; Streptophyta; Zygnematophyceae; Desmidiales; Closteriaceae.
AUGCCGCCGAAGAACCAGCGCUCCAAGACCGUGGUUGACACCCCUGUUGUCACGGCUAACGAUGAUGUUUCUGUCGUCAAUGAUGAUGUUCCUGCGAAUGGAGGGAUCAAUGAAGAGGCAACAGUCGUCAAUGAGCCGGUCGCUGGAAGCUCAGGCUUGUCUGUGGAAGAGAAGGCAACUAUGGAUCAGUCAAGCCCGCAGUCAUCUGAUGCUGUGGAAGACUACGAAGAUGAGGACACUGAUGACGAGAUGGAGGUUGAUACGGACAAGGAGGAUGUGUCCAGGCUGCGCUCUACGGCUAUUCUACUACUUCCCUUCAUUCUCAGUCAGGAAGUCGCUUGCGUGAUUGAUGCCGUUAAAAUGCUGAUGAAGCGUGGGUGGUACGCUGAACUGUCAGUUAACGCUUUGUCCACGGCUAAGUUUCAGGUGUUGCAGCCAUCGUAUAUCGCGAAAGUUCGUUACUGCCGCCUACAGAUCUCCUUCCUGCUGGACAUGGACGUGGAAACAGUGAUGAGGAAGGAGGUGGUGUAUCAGCGGUUGAAUGGGAACCUGGUUAAGCUUCACUGGCAACACACGGAGAACGUGCUCUUUGCGCGUGAGAAGGCGCUUCAUCCUCAGGCGAUUGAGGUGAUCUUCAAGGGAGUGUCGGCAGUGAUUGACCCUGACCUGCUGGUGGAACAGAUGUCAACCUACCUGCUGAAGUCGACCAAGCGUCCUGCUUUCGCACGGAGCUCCAAUUUCCAUCCACUGAUCUCGACUGGAAGCAACAGGGAGGAGUGGGUUUGUACUCAAGACGGAUGCGGAAAGGCGAAGGGGAAGAGCUUUAUGGCUGCCUCGGAUCAUGUCGCCUCUGCCGCUCACAUGCUGCAUCUGGAGAAGUUCGGCACUGCUACCCGUGUGUCGCUAGAGAAAGCCAACCUCACCAUUGUCCGGAAAGAGUACGGCUUCUGA